Messenger RNA from Ceratina calcarata, 3272 nucleotides. RefSeq lists its product as uncharacterized. The transcript is spliced from 3 exons. Lineage: Eukaryota; Metazoa; Arthropoda; Insecta; Hymenoptera; Apidae. The annotation marks the transcript as partial. The record is from RefSeq and is a predicted model, not a curated record.
UAACUUUCGAUAUUACAGUUUUGGUAUAGGAAUUCUUCGAUCACGUUUCACUGAUAAAGUAUGCCGACGACACAAUACGAAAAGUGAAAGUGACCCUAAAAUCUUUGGGCCACUGUCACCGAGCAGUCUCGAACCUUUCAUCCUUCGUUUUAUAGUAUACUGUUAAUACGAUCUAUGAUCCGAUCCUAAAUGACUCAGACAAUCCGUGGAAGGUUCAUCUUAAAAAUGUCUCUAAUUCAGCUGAUCAAAUCCUCAUUAAUCAAGCUUGAUGGACCUUUCGUCCAUUCAUGCGAACAGACAGACUUAAAUAGUCGAAUCAGCGAACUGGAUCUGAACACAAAAGCGUUUAAUGGACGUCGGGAGUGUAAUCGAGCACGUAACCCACCCCAUACAAAGUUACGCGUGCCCCCGUAAGACUAAUUUAGAAACGAGGAAGGCACAAUGGACAUCCGGUAGACAGACACGUUUCCAUUACAUAAAACGUGUUACAAAUCGCACUUCCUAAUUCCAUUCGUCCAACUAGCCACUGAAUGUUCGUGUAAAAACGCAUUGGAAUUUAAAAACCACUUCUACCCUUUCUAGUUUGCUUUUAAUUAUCAUUGAUCCUGGGAACAUGCAGACUUUCGAAAACCUUUUCAGAAUUUCAUAUGCACUCGUAAUUCGUAUGCAAACUGUGCGAUCGAGUCGUAGACGCAACGUCUACGUGUCUGGGUUACAAAAAUAUGAUCCAUAUUCCUUCAUUCGACAAACUGACGUCUGUCUUUUCUUUAUCUCAGGUGACGCUCGCUUUGGCACUGAUGAUGAUUUCCAUCAUCGAUGUUAGCAAAGCGGAGCUACCGAGGCCGAGUUAUGCGAGGACGAUGCUGAAAGUGUCGCGGAGUUUACCGGGCGAAACGGAGGAAUUGAAGGUACGGACCAGCGAAGGGACUUUGGCCACAUUGAUCGUAAAACGUCGAGACAGAACUUUCCCCGAACGGCAAGAACCUUUAGAAGGCUCGGAGUUAAACGGUACUUCGACGAGAACGAAAGAAGAAGUAAAAAAAUUGGAAGAAGCACAGAUAGAACAGCUCAGAGCCAGACUGUCUGACUCUGAUAACCAGAAAGGACCUAAGAACGUUUCUAUCAAUGAAAAGGCGAAUGACACUGAUAGGAAUCGAGUGAACGAAGGAAGCGUCGAUUAUGGAAAUUGGACGCCAUUGCGCACAGAUGGAAGAGUCGUUCAAUUGGAAGAGCCGACGACGGAGGAGUAUAAAAACUGGAAACCGCUGCCAAGCGAUCAAAGGUCGAGCAGAUACGAUUCAAUUUUCCCUGCCGGUGGACUGCUUCUGUCUCGUAAUUUCCAAGACAGAUCUCAGAGGCAGUCGCAGGCCGGCGAUCAGGACAACGAGAAGCGUUACAUGUUUCUGCCUCAUCAGAUUCGUUCUUCAAGGACGAAUAUCGGUGCUAAUUUAUUUAAGAACCGAGAUGCUAAGAACGUACCACCGGAAGUGGUGGUCAGGUCGGAGAUCAACGUGAAAUCAAACCCGAAGAGAUCGCCUAUGACGUUGGACAGGGAUGGCACGCCUGUGAUUCAUGGGAAAAGAGUACCGGACGAGCCGAUCGACAAAAUUCAGACUUGGCGCAACGCCAGAGUGAUUAACAAUAAAUUGAUAUACGACGCUCAAUCUGCUGAUAAUUUAGAAAGCCAAUCGACAGAAAACGUGUUGGAGAAACAGAGGUUCGAUAGAUUCUUCAAGAACGUUAAUAGGAGAUACGGGAAGGACUACGAGGAGGAGAGUAAGAACGUGUUCUUCGAAUGGGACCCGAACAACUACAAGAACGAAGCCCUGAAAGCAGAAGUGUACGAACCUCGGACUGACAAUUAUCGGAGCAGCUCGCAUAAAAGGAUGCUGCAUCCCGAAAGCGUGUCUGUCUACCCGGUCUCACAGCUUUAUACACCGGAGAGUCAGAAAAUAGCACCGGUCGCAUUGAAACCAGGCGCCAGGGCGCCGGUCCUUCAAUACGCCCACCCGGAACUGGGCGUUCAGCCAGCGAAGAUCCUUAAAAACGAGAAGAGGCGCCCGGACAAUUUCCCGGAGAACCAAUACUCGUUCACGGAACAGAGACAGAAGAAAAAAUACGUGUUGAACGAUAAGAAUAUCGUCGACACUUACACCACCAAGGAUUAUUACCCUAACCAUCAUUUCUAUGGAUUGAAGAGACCGAGCGACGCUCCGUUUUGGGUGAAAAUCUCUGAGAACUUGAAGAAUCAAUUUUCCAACAGCGUGGAGAAGGUGUCGCAGUUCACCAGGCCGGUGAUCGAUCCUUUGGUCGAAGCCACGCAUAAGAUUUCUCAGAAUUUAGGACUGUCUAAUGGGAAGGAGGCUCAGGACAAGAUGGGCACCGUUGCUACCGGUGGGAGUAUUCUGAUCCCGGCGUUGGGACUUAUGGCUUCUGGUGCUGCGCUCGGCAUCGGAGCGGUCGCCGUUGGCAGAUAUUUAGACGUCGACGUUCUUAAAAGAUCGGACGAUGGAUCGGGAACCGAAGUCGAGUACCAAAGAGCUUUGAACUCUGACCCUUUAUUGACCGAGAAUGGUGACUCAUUGACACGAGGUUACGAUGGGACUGUAUAUUUCAUGGAGAAGAAUAAGGACGAUGCGACGAGUCAGGAUGGAUUAGUGAUCGUAGAGGGAAAUCAGAAAACGGGGGAGGUGGAAUUAGACACGAAAUCAGGCUUUGGGGAAACGACGUCGAGAAGGAAACGGAGUAUCGAUUAUUUAGACAUUUUCCAAGCCGAAGGUAAUUUAAAGAAUCUAAUCAGAGACAAACGUUUCCAAAGGAAAGGAGCUGACUCUAUCAGCGAAAUUGUAGAAAUUGAUCUUCGCGAAGGUAACAUCGACGUCACAGAAUUUCUUAUUCCAAGAAAAUCAGACGACUCUUUAAAGAACGACAAGAGCUCCGAUAUUCUAGUCGUCCAAGACGACCGGGAAACUGUGGAAAAUUCUAUGAACGGAAGAGACGAGAAACGGAAGAAGAGGAGCAUUGAAAGCGAUCAGGAGUUGCAAGAUACUCUUCAGAAUCUGGAGAACGCCGAGGUGGCCGAAGUGGCUCAUAUCGACGGCGAUUGGACCAAUACACCCUGUGCCAAAAGGUUAUUCUGCGACGUGAUGAUUCAAAGGGGUGCAGACGCCGUUGUCCUAAUGGAAAAGAAAAUGGCAGCUCUUCUUGGCCUAAUCCAACCGGGAGCAGCUGUCCAAGUGUCUAGCCAUUUCCAGCAGGUGAUGGACGCGGUA